This is a messenger RNA of Micropterus dolomieu (smallmouth bass), 4978 nucleotides long. RefSeq names its product PR domain containing 11 (gene prdm11). The record is from RefSeq and is a predicted model, not a curated record. The coding region runs from base 1520 to 4738 and encodes 1072 amino acids. NCBI's taxonomy places the organism in Eukaryota, Metazoa, Chordata, Actinopteri, Centrarchiformes, Centrarchidae. The transcript has 7 exons. Gene Ontology annotation, molecular function: protein binding.
UUUACACUGUUACACAAGCUGUACACUCACUACUUUAUAUCGUAGUGUCAUUUCUUCGGUGUCGUCACAUGAAAAGAUAGAAUCAGAUAUUUACACAAAUUUGAGGGGUGUACUCACUUUUGCGAGAACCUUAAAAUACAAUUUAAAUACAUGAGUAGAUUUAAAUCACUUUACAGAGGAAAACAAAUCUGAGAAACUGCUGCAGAUUAAAGUUUUUAGACGAAACACUUAUAUUACAAAAAUGGACAGAAGUUAUGGCCAACUAAUUUGAUAAUUGAUUAAUGUGUUUGUGACGGUUCAUCUGUGAUCCAGCUCACAGUUAGUUCCAAAAAAAGGCUUAAAUCAGGGGCAGCUGGACUUGGAUGAAGAGUCUCACCUCUCAUGCAAGAAGCUACUUCAGUUCUGACUGACUGGCAGGGGUUCCCCGCUUUUUAACCUCUGUUGGGUCGUUAUCAAGGUGAUGGAUGCCGCUUGGUCCGUUUGUGCUCCUGGCUGAUGUAACAACAGUCGUUGGAGUCACCUGAGGUCAAAGGUGAGCGUUGGUUCAGCAUCAUAGGAAGAGAUGAAAGGACAGCAGUGUAUUUGGUUCCAUUUACCCUCAGAGGUCGGAAUGACGUCGCACCCGAGUUGACCUCGUUCCAGUACAACAACAGAUUUAAGAUGGAAAACCAAGAUGGACGCCUCCAGCCAUUGUUGGCAAUACCAGUUGAAAACAACACGUUACUUUGUUUUUUGCACACCGCAGCAACAUAUCCACACAGAUAAGUUCUACAGGACUGUGCGUACGUCUGAUUUUAUGAGACUGAUGUGUCUCAGACCUCGUCCAUGUUCAGAGAUGGUCUCUCCACUCUGGUGUAAAUGGCCUCUUUCAAACCAUCUGUCCUCCCGCUCAUCAUAUAUAUAUAUAAUAUAUAUAUAUAUAUAUUAACUUUGUUGUCCUUUAUCCUUCAGGCUGAGGUAAACAGCUGAUUAUUGAUCUGAGGAGUUGGACUUUAUGUUUAUGUGGAGGUUGUUUAGUUUCCUGAUAUUCAGGUCUGUUCAUUCCUCCAGAACCCAGAAGACAUGUCUUUUUAAUACUUGGUAAACACUGCUUACUGUAGUAUUGCAGUAUAUAUUAUAUUCUGGUUUCUCCUUGUUUCACCACAGAAACAGUGAAAAGACUCGUGACUUCACUUCCUGCAGGUUUGCAGAUAAAAAGGUGAAACCAUCUCACUGUCUCUCACAUUCACACUGUUAACUUUAAUUUUUGCGCAAUUGCUUUCUUCCGUUUUCCAUGUCAUUUCCUGUGAUGAAAAAUGGUGGCCAAAGCUUGAGGAGGCGACUGAGUCGCUGCAAAAAUUAACGGGAAACUUUGCAUCGGCGGGCAGCCGCGGAGCCAGCGGCCGGGGCUCGGUGCUCUGUGGCCGGGCGGCGAGAGUCGAGCUUCACCCGGCGGAGAGGGUCCGUGUCCCCGCUGCGUCUCUGCAAAAGAGGGCUGAUAGAGGACGACCUGCUGGACUUCUACCAACAUGGUUCCACUAUGAGCGAGCCGGCGUUGGAUCUCUGGUUCUGUGAGGAGUGCCAGGACUAUUUCCAGAAGGAGUGUCCGUCCCACGGGCCCCCGCUGUUUGUCCCCGAUACACCUGCGUCCCCGGGGUCGGCCAACAGGGCGGCGCUCACUGUCCCGUCAGGCCUGGAGGUCUUCACAGAGGGAGACGAGGUGGAUGUUCGCUGCGUGGAUCCAACCAUCCCUAAGGGGGCGGUUUUCGGCCCGUACGAGGGAGAGCUGGUGUCGAAGGACAAAUCCUCCGGCUUCUUUUCCUGGAUAAUUGUUGAUUUUAACAACACGUAUCAGUCCAUCGAUGGCAGCGAUGAGACCAAAGCCAACUGGAUGAGGUUUGUCCGGACCUCGUCGGACGAGAGCGACAGGAACCUGACGGCGUUUCAGCGCGGCACAAACAUCUACUUCAGAGUGUGUCGGACGCUGGUGGCGGGAGAGAAGCUGAGGGUCUGGUACAGCGACGACUACAUCCAACGACUUCACUGCGUCUCUCAGGAGAGCAUCGACCGCAACCUGGACACAGAUCCCGGAAAGCCGGCAGUCCUGCCCAACGUUCAGAAGGACUUUAAAUCUCCCUGUCUGCAGUCAGCUCUGCAGGGCAAAUCCAGCCCCAGCAAACAACCCAGCGAGGAGUCCGACGGCCAGCCUCCUGCCAAGAGGAAGAAGAUCGACCUCAUCUUUAAAGACGUCCUAGAGGCUUCUCUGGAGGACUCCAGGUCCCAGUCUUCCCUCCCCAGUGAGUGUAAAACAGCAGCGCUCGGGUCGAGGUUUAAUUCCUCUGAAAGCAGCUUUAACGUUCCGAACCUGAAGGUUGAGGAGAAAGAGGAGGAGAACCAGAGCAGUGAGGAACCCUCCACCUCCUUCUGCCCCAACUGUGUCAAACUGAAGAGGAGGAUCCUGGAGCUGGAGGAGGAGCUGUCCCGUGUCAGAGGAGAACAGGGGGACGGGAUCGGUCUAUCGAUGUCUGAACAGACCCUCCCCCAACAGGAUCAGGUCCCGCCACACCCCGAGCAAGGCCCCAUCGAAGAGUUUCAAGGGAUGGAGCCCUUGACGCCCACUCAGGUGGUUCUGGAUGAAGACGACCAGGACGUGGACUCGGCUGAUGAGUCGAUCACUGCAGAUCUUGUGAUUUCUCCAGAAGACCCAUUGAAGCUUUCCUCUGGAGGAGGUCGACGGAUCCGUCGCUUCAAGCAGGAGUGGCUAAAAAAGUUCUGGUUCCUUCGCUACUCACCAACACUGAACGAAAUGUGGUGCCAUGUUUGCCGCCAGUACACUGUCCAAUCAUCCCGAACCUCUGCCUUUAUCAUCGGCUCCAAGCAGUUUAAGAUCCACACCAUCAAGCUCCACAGCCAGAGCAACCUCCAUAAGAAAUGUCUGCAGCUGUAUAAGCUGCGCAUGCAUCCAGAAAAGACAGAGGAGAUGUGCAGGAACAUGAUACUGCUGUUCAACGCGGCGUACCACUUGGCCCUGGAGGGACGGCCCUUCUCCGACCUCCGUCCACUGGCGGAGCUUCUGAAGAGGUGCGAGCUCAAAGUGGUGGACCAGUACAUGAAUGAAGGAGACUGUCAGGUCCUCAUCCACCACAUUGCCCGGGCUAUAAAAGAAGACCUGGCUGAGAAGAUGCGCUUGUCUCCCUUCCUAAGUGUCAUAAUGGACGCCCAAAAUGACGACCUUUUCUCAGACAUGGUGGCGGUCUACGUCCAGUUCAUUACCAAUGAGGGCUCCCCGAACACAGAGUUCUUGUCCUUGCAGAGACUGAGCAUGGCCAGUGUGGAUGGAUAUCUCCAGGCUAUGGAUCGAGCAUUCGGUGCCCUAGGCCUCAGGUUCCAGGACUUGCUGGUGGUGGGUCUAGGGGUAGACGGCACCAACAUCUCUUCAGGAAUGAGAGCCAACUUGUACAUAGCAGUACAAAAGACUUUUCCUUGGAUCCUCUGCCUUCCUAUCAUGAUCCAUCGGCCACAUCUGGAGGUGUUAGACGGUAUCAGUGGGAAGGAGCUCUCCUGCCUGGAGGAUCUGGAAAACAACCUCAAGCAGCUGCUCAGUUUCUACCGCUACUCCCCUCGUAUGAUGGCCGAGCUGCGAUCCACUGCUCCAACAUUGUCGGAGGAGACGGAGUUCCUAGGAGACAUUAGAGCCAUUCGAUGGAUCAUAGGAGAACCAAACGUCCUUAACGCGCUAAUCAAAGAUUACCUGGAGGUAGUCGCCCAUCUGAAGGAGAUCAGCAGCCAGACGCAGAGGGCUGACGCAGCAGCCAUUGCCCUUACCCUCCUCCAGUUCCUCAUGGACUAUCAGUCAGUAAAGCUCAUCUACUUCCUUCUGGACAUCAUAGCUGUUCUCUCACGAUUAGCCUUUACCUUCCAGGGAGAGUACCUGCUGGUGUCACAGGUGGAAGCCAAGAUAGAGGAGGCCAUUCUGGAGAUUGGCCAGUUGGUGGACUGCCCCGGAGAGUAUCUGCAGGAGUUUGAGGAAAACUUCCGUGAAAGUUUCAACGGCGUUGCUUUGAAAAAUCUGCGUGUUGCUGAAUCCAAGUUUCAGUCAAUCCGAGAAAAGAUCUGCAACAGGAGCCAGGGUAUUCUGUCUCAGAGGCUGGACCUGCAGAGCCGCUCAUUUGCCAAAGCCUGCAAGGUCCUGGACCUCUCCACCUGGCCUCACAACCGGGAGGACCUACAAGCGUACGGGGAGGAAGAAAUCCACAUGAUAUUCAACCAUCUGGAGUCCAUUCCCUCUGGGGGUCAGGAGGGCUCCCAGGCCAGGACUGAAGCCAGGGGCAGCCUGGUGGUGGAGUGGAAGGAUCUGAAAGCAGACUACUACAGUAUGAACGGUUUUAAAGAGGUUAUCAGUCACGUCUGCAGGUACAAGCAGCGUUUCCCUCUGCUGAAUCGAAUUGUGCAGGUUGUCAGGGUCCUGCCCAGUUCCACAGCCUGCUGCGAUAAAGGCCGUGGGUCUCUGCAGAAGAUGUGCAAGAACAAUCGUUCCAGGCUGACUCUGGAGCAGAUGAACGACCUGCUGACGGUGGCAGUUAACGGACCGUCCAUCGCCAACUUUGAUGGAAAGCGAGCUUUGGACAGCUGGUUUGAGGAGAAGUCUGGCAGCAGCUACUCUCUGUCAGCCGAGGUGUUGAACAGGAUGUCAGCUGCUGAUCAGAAGUCUGUCUUGCACAGCGUUGACGUCAACACAGAGUUCUACCCUGACAUCUAACAGGCAAACCCAGUGGUGUAGUGCUGCAACAAAAAAGUACUACAACACUACGCCAAUAUUAAAGUUACGAAGGGAGGCAGCAUCACUCCUCGACAUCUACACCACUGGGUAAACCUCUUUCUCCAACACAUUCUCACUCCCGGCUCGUCACAUAUUACCGCUUGGUCAAGGCCCUUUGGCAUUGCUUUUUAACGCCCUGGAUAUAUUUAAGUCUCCGCGGUCAAGUUAGCAACGCUUAGC